AGGUUUUGCGGCGGAGAGAGAGAGAGAGAACUCACAUAGAGACGAAGCAGGAUGGACCCGAACGCCGCUGGACCGGUGGUGCUGUCCGCAGAGGAACAGACCGUGCUGAACGAAGGUAUUGGUCUGUUACUGUCGCGGUGGCCCGCCAUGCGAGCCGCCGUCGAGAACGGCUGGGGCGGCCGAGAUUCCCACCGGAAAGCUGAGGGCACGGUUGCUAAGGUUUUCGAUUUCUUCACCCAAUCAAAAGAUCCAAUGGACUUUGACAGCUUAGCCGACAUCCUAGAAGGAGGGCUUGAUGAGCUAAAUACAGUAGCUGAUGACGGAAGCCUCGAAGAGGUGACAGAAAAACUACUAGAUCUGUACGAAGAAUGUCUGGACGGGAAUUGCCAAACUGUCGAGAAAUUGAGGGGAUCGAGCUCUCAAAUGGCUGGUCGGGCAAACGUUGUGAAGGUUGGAGACGAUGAUGAAGAAAGCGAUGAUGAAGAUGAAGAUGAAAAUGAACAGCCAACAGACAUGAUGGUGGAUGAUGCAACCGAGCAACGUCCAGACCAGACUCGGGUCGAACCGUCAUCGGCCGGACCGGAAGCUGAAGACGGCUGGACAGUUGUUCCGGCCAGACGAAACAAGGGUAAGAGAACUUAAAAUCAAAUCCUGUCUCUUCUCAUUAUGUUUCCUACUCUGAGUUUUGACAAUGCUGUUACACUAGUUGCUGCUUUUCAUGGCUCUGAUUUAAGUCAGAGAGAUUACUUGUAUUGGUACCAAACCGGAUUAUUUGCUGUGACUAAGUACCGGACCGGUUCACACGAAAUUAUCCGGUCCAUGUAUAAGAUGAGCAGAGAUUGUGUUGUUGUAACUGAACAACGUUUUAUUUCAGGGGAGAUAUAAAAUGAUACAUCUUAAAUAAA
Tarenaya hassleriana is the source of this 905-nucleotide messenger RNA. RefSeq names its product pre-rRNA-processing protein TSR2 homolog. The coding region runs from base 52 to 642 and encodes 196 amino acids. Gene Ontology annotation, cellular component: nucleus. The record is from RefSeq and is a predicted model, not a curated record. Lineage: Eukaryota; Viridiplantae; Streptophyta; Magnoliopsida; Brassicales; Cleomaceae. Gene Ontology annotation, biological process: maturation of SSU-rRNA from tricistronic rRNA transcript (SSU-rRNA, 5.8S rRNA, LSU-rRNA). The transcript is spliced from 3 exons.